Messenger RNA from Siniperca chuatsi (mandarin fish), 1881 nucleotides. RefSeq names its product odorant receptor, family 64, subfamily G, member 2 (gene or64g2). Gene Ontology annotation, cellular component: membrane. The coding region runs from base 987 to 1862 and encodes 291 amino acids. Gene Ontology annotation, molecular function: G protein-coupled receptor activity; olfactory receptor activity. The record is from RefSeq and is a predicted model, not a curated record. The transcript has a single exon. NCBI's taxonomy places the organism in Eukaryota, Metazoa, Chordata, Actinopteri, Centrarchiformes, Sinipercidae. Gene Ontology annotation, biological process: G protein-coupled receptor signaling pathway.
ACGAACACCUCUUCUCUGGGUGAAGGAUUCAGUUUGUUUGUCUCCAGUUUUAACAACGCAUCAUUUUCCAAAUGCAUUGAUUUAACCAGAUCGCACAUUUUGUCCCCCAUACCACAAUGUAGAAGUCUGUAAUAGAGUCCUUCAUGUAGUCAAAAGCUUUCUUUAAGUCAAUAAAACAAGUGAAUAUCUUACCAUUUUACGAUACUGAACAGCUUCAACACGGCACCCUGCAUCUCUGGGGUGCUGCAUUUGAGCAUUUCGUUUUUAAUGCAGUCCGGACCACAAGCUUUCCUUGGCGUCACCGUUUGCUGUCAGGCUUCCGUUUUUGUUUUUAUAAGGUCAGCUUUAAUAGCUGCCUUAUGAAAUAUCAUAUUGAUAUCAUCAAUAGCCUUCUGUAAGUAGGAUUUAAUUUAAACAGCUUACUGGUUUCCCUUUCUGUGUCACUGAUUUGACCUGACAGUUUAAAGAACACAUUUAUUUGGUUGUGGUCUGAAAGGGGGGGGAUUGCUGUCUGACAGUGAAUGCAUUGAUAGUGGAGGGUCCAUGUCAGUGAUUGCAUAGUCUACUACAGUCAACCCAGGAGCUGAGGAGUAUGUGAAUCUCCCUAAAGAAUCCCCUCUGAACCUACCGUUAACUAUGUACAGGCCUAAGGCCCGACAGAGAUAUUCUCUCUCUCUCUCUCUGUUCAGAAAAUGUAUAAAAAGCUGCAGAUGUUGCAGCAGCCCAUUUACAGGUUUAAGGUCAAUGAAGGUGGUGCGAUGGUGAGUUUAGAGUUCUUUUUUUAAUCUUUCACUUGAUUAUUUUUCAAAAGUUCACUGAAACAGUGUUAGUAAGGUUUAAAAUCCAGAAAAAAACUAAAAUAAGAUCAAUUUUGUUCACAAAUUAUGCUUUUGAACAAAGCACACUGUAGUUGUUUUGUCAUUUAAACAAGAGUUAUGGCAAAUUCAACUUCAUCAACUUUGUCUUAUUUCAUUCUUGCAGCUUAUAUGUAUGUUGGAAGUUUGAAAUAUUUAUAUUUCAUGAUAACUGCUUUGCUUUACAUUGUAAUUAUUAUUGCCAACACCUCUCUCAUCGUGGUUAUCUGUAUGAACAGAAGCUUACAUGAACCUGUGUACAUUUUUCUGUGCAGCCUGUUUGUAAAUGAGCUGUAUGGUAGUACGGGGUUGUUUCCUUUCCUUCUGGUUCAGAUUCUCUCUGACGUUCACAUUAUUUCUGCUCCCUUUUGUUUCCUGCAGAUUUUCUGUGUGUACUCUUAUGGAAAUAUAGAAUUUUUAAACUUAGCCAUCAUGGCUUAUGACAGAUACCUUGCCAUCUGUUAUCCUCUACAGUAUAACACAUGUAUGACAACUAAAAAGGUCGCCACGCUUAUUGGUGUAACAUGGUUAUUCCCUUUUCUUGCUAUUGUUGUUUUGAUAUCAUUGAGUGCACCUUUACAGCUGUGUGGGAACGUCAUCAACAAAGUUUUCUGUGGAAACUACUCUGUUGUUAAACUAGCAUGUUACGACACCAGAGUGAAUAACAUCUAUGGACUUAUUUACACUGUUAUCUCGAUCAUCAUUCCUCUCAUUUUAAUCCUUUACACUUACAUUAAGAUUCUUAAAGUUUGUUUUUCUGGUUCCAAACAGACGAGACAAAAAGCUGUCAGUACCUGCACACCUCACCUUGCUUCCCUGCUCAACUUCUCUUUUGGUUCUUGUUUUGAAAUAUUACAGAGCAGAUUUAAUAUGAACAGUGUACCUAAUAUAUUGCGAAUUUUUCUAUCAUUAUACUGGCUUACAUGCCAGCCGCUCUUUAACCCAGCACUAUACGGGCUGAAAAUGUCGAAAAUCCGCAACAUAUGUAAACGUCUGUUGUGUGGUUAAGUGUCGGCCAUCCAACAGA